Vollenhovia emeryi is the source of this 2784-nucleotide messenger RNA. RefSeq lists its product as uncharacterized. The transcript has 4 exons. The coding region runs from base 1 to 723 and encodes 240 amino acids. NCBI's taxonomy places the organism in Eukaryota, Metazoa, Arthropoda, Insecta, Hymenoptera, Formicidae. The record is from RefSeq and is a predicted model, not a curated record.
AUGUCCAGCGUCUCGUGCUUUUUCUUUUUUUGCUAUGAAUCAAAUGCUAGUGUCAAAAUAAAUCGUUGUAAAAGUAAUUAUAUAUUUUUCAUUUUAGAUGUUCUCGAUAAGAUAAAAGUAGGAUUGCAGUAUGCAAGUAAUUAUCUGGAGACGGCAAAAGAUAUUGCAGACUUGGUGUCUAACAGCUUAGGUCAUAAACAAAAACAAAAACAAGAAGAAGAUAGAAACGGUGAAAAACAACCGUUUGGCCCUUCAAACUUCGUUUCCGCUUUCUUUCGACUCAUUGGGUUUGAUUCACAAAAAAUCGCAGCAAUCGCAGUUAACAGUGUUGUAUUUCUUGCACAGAUGAUAAGUACGCUUUUCGGACUGAAACCAUUGCAAAAUAAUAUUGCAAGAAGCACGCAUGACGACAAACUGGCUUGGGAUCCGUUAAAAUUUACUUUGGAAAAUAAACAUGAACGUAUUCGAAAUUUAGUAGAUCAAGCAAGAAAUCCGAAUCUACCUGAUCAGUUGAUAGCGAGAAUAACCGGUUCUGAUUCCGCGUGCAUUCGAUUGUUACUUUGCAAAUCAUCUCCGAUCGUAAAAGCAAUGCAAACUUCUCUCAAUAAUAAAUCGCACGAUUCUAUGCAUCGAAUGAUUGCAUGGUUACCGUCUAAAGAGGAAUUUGCAAGAAAUAGUGACGAAUGUGAGGAGAACCAUACUGAUUGUCGUUUAUUUCUAUAGUAAUGAAUGUUACCAUCUCGCAAGGAAGCUAGGAAACGAUUAAAUGUUCCCAUUAGGAAUGUUAGAGAUAUAUAUUUUUGUUAAAGUCAGAUAAUAAAUGUUCAACAAUGUUUCGUUUUCAGAUAUAAUUGAAUUUCUUUUUUCUCUUUUGUAUUACAGACUAAAGUGUUUCAAAGAUUAACAAUAUUUUUACUCUUUACAUGAAUCAAAAUAUCUAACGUAUCUAACGUAGAAGAGAUAUUAAUAAUUCGAGUAUGCAUGUAAUUGUAUAUGCACGUACAUGUGUAAAUCUUUCUCUAUAUUGAUUUCUAUUAUCAUAUUGCACAGACGAUUCAAGCUGCUACAUUGGCACAACAUCGUGUAUAAAAUACGUGACAAUAAUUGCACAAUAGAAAUAGAAAUAAUACUUUUAAGAUAAAUCAAAUAAAUUAUCACAAUGUGUGUACUAUUUAAUGCUAAUACUGCAUUUGGAUAAAUAAACUAAUAUUUUUGUAACGUAAUAAGGAUAAUACUAUAUACAUGUAAAGAAUCUCUACACUUUGGAAUCUAGAAUUUUAUUAUCUGUAUUUUUAAUUAUAAUUAACCCUCGAACUUAUAUAAGUGCAAUAAAAUAUAUAAUAUAAUUCGUCUCUCCUCCUUCCUCUUACUCUUUUUCAUUCAUACAGAUUGAUUUUUUAAUUUACUACCGUGUCGAUACAGUUAUAUAAAUUAUUCUGUAUUAGUAAAUUACUGAUGUAUAUGCAUAGUGAUGAUUAUGUCACUCUUAAUUUUACGUUUAUAUAACAAUAAUAACAAAAACAUAAAAAUUGAACGAAACACUAUGUACAUAUAAAUAUAAUUGUGUAUUUUAUAUAGAUUGUCUAUUUAUAUUGCUCAUUUUAUGCGUGUUAAUAUUAAAAAUUCUCAUCACGAGUUAUCAUUAAUGACUGUCUUCGUUAAUGUGUGGCACAAAAGUAAAUUACAAAAAUUUGUUAUAUUAUUUCGUGUGAUAUCUUGCAUUUGAAAUAUGCACAUCCCCUUACAUACAUCCAUCGUAAUUUAUUUCUAAUUUGAAAAACGUUAUUUUUUAUGACUUAAAACGCUAUACUAUUUAUAAGAGGAGUAUUUACGAACGAUUGUUUAAUAUAAAUAAAAUGAUAUUUUGUCUAUAUAUAUAUAUAUAUAUAUAUAUAUAUAGAGAUUUAUAGGUUCCAAGUUUUAAUAUGUAGAGAAAUUAUAUAAAGCAUAAUUAUUUAAACAACUAGACAUUACAUCUACAUUCCAAAGUGUGCAAUCUUGUUAAUUAAUUCAUGUUAUAUGUCUAAUAUGAGAUCAUGAUAUUGUGUGACACAAUUUAUAAAUGUCAUCUAUUUAUAUGUUAUCGCCUUUUUCUAAAAGUUGAGUAUAGACAAUAUAUUAGAAUGGCCGUUGUUAAAAAUUUGAUCGACCAACAAAUAUUUGGCAUAUAUUCAACUUAUUUGAUAAAUAGUCAGCGACCUAUGUAAUACGCUUAUAAUUGUCUAAUUAAGAAAAGUUUUGGCAUUUGACAAAUGGCUGGUUAAGUACGGAGAUAUUUUCCCAAGAUCGUACGCAAUCUUGCUGAAAACGUUUUGCAAAUAAUAAUAAUAUAAAUAUUUCUCUUUUGCAAAGUAUACAGCAUAAUAUUGAAAAUUUGAUUUAGCUAUAGUAGAUACAAAUUAUAGAAAUUUGCAAAGUAUUUUACAAAGUAUUAUCAUGGAGUAUAUACGUUUUUGAUUCAAGUUUCAUAUAAUCACAAUUAGUGGUUAGAAUAUCGCAUGUUACUAUGGCAUACCACACAUUUUGUAACGCAUUUAAGAGUUUUAUACUAAUAUAUAUAUAUAUAUGUAUAAUUAUGUAAGAGUUACAUUUUAUAUAUUACAACAUGUUACAUACUAAUUGAAAAAUCGAUCCCGAAAAUAUACAGAGAAUCAACAGACUAUAAAAAAAACGAGCCGCUCGUUAUAAUAUGCGUCGUACAGCACCAACAGCGUCAAAAUCUCAAUAUCGAAAUAUUUAUUUACAAAAGAGACUGCCAGAUCUCAUUCAUAAGUAUGCAUAUAC